This is a messenger RNA of Amoebophrya sp. A25, 2291 nucleotides long. The record is from the annotation of a GenBank genome assembly. NCBI's taxonomy places the organism in Eukaryota, Dinophyceae, Syndiniales, Amoebophryaceae.
CUCUCGCAUAAAAUGGGCCUUGGGGUGUCAGAUACGGCGCGUCUUAUGCCCUGUAGCUGUUGUCAACCUCAAGCAAACGGUCUAGCAAAGGGUCACACCAAGAAGGGGCUCGAAGAUGCAACAGAUCUUAAAGAUUUUGAUCUUACUUCUACUCCAUGCUCGAUGAUACGCAUGAAGAAAUCCACAAAAGCAGCCCCUUCAACAUCUUCGACUUCUUACACUUCUACUUCUACGCUAGGAACAAAUGCAAAUGUCGGUGGACCACGAGGAGCAUUGUUUUUUACACAUCGACAUCGACAACUUCAACAGGCCUUUUUGGCAGGGGUAGAUGCAGAAUCAGAUUCUGAGGGAGAUUCAUCCGAAGAAGUGGAGGAAGAGGAGGUGGAGCAAAGCGGCGUUGUACACGACAUUUUUACUUCUGCUGGAGUAGCAGGAGAAGAGCAGGGAGGCGUAGUUGAGGUACAUAUCAUGACGGAGGACGGACAUACAAACAGUAGUACAUCCUCUUCGUCGUCAUCCUUUGCGUCGUCAUCCUCUGGAGCGACGUCCCCCACCUCAGCGUCUAGCUCUAGCACAGUAACUUCUCCGCAAGAACAAGAGGCCACUUCUAGCUCUGAAACUACAGGGUGGACUGGGAUUUUCGGACCGACCUUGGGACUUUUUACAAAUCCUCACGACCCUUUCCCUUUCGAGCAACAGUUUCGGAGCGGUACAGAGCACCUUGAUUUGGUAGCUCACCUAGCUUAUCGUGAUUCACUGAGUGGAGGACGCGUGCCGGCAUCGGCAAGCGCAAGCGCAUCUACCAGUGACACAAGAAGCGUUGAUGUUGACUCAGCUGCAAAUAACUCGUCUGCAGCUCCUGGUAGCAGGGGUGCUGGUCAGCCUGCUGGUGCUGUUGGAGGCGAACAGAGACAAGCAGGACACGCGACAGAAGUUACAACACCUGCUUCUGCACAGCAGGUAGUUCUCGAACAAGAGACUCGUCGAUCACAAUUACAUCGUGCGAUGGUGAAUGCAAGAGAUGUGCUUUUUGUAGCUGGUGAGGCUUUGUUAGAUGCUGUUGGCCAAAGUUGGGUGUCUGCCGAAGAUAUCGAUAGUCUGUACUAUCAGAAUAUCGAUGUCAGUGCAGGAGAAGCUCCUGUAGAAGAAGAGCAAUUGACGCAAGAAGAGAUGGAGCAAGCAAGUUCAGUACAUCUACCGAUGCUAUUCUCGUUAGGAGCGCCCAUUGGUACUUCUACAGGACGAGGAGUCUCAACAGAAGCAGAACAAAGUUUUCGGUCUGCUGGAGGUUCGGCUGGUCGUAGUUCUCUUCCAGUAGGAGAGGAAAGGGGCGGUCGAGGAUCUAGGUCACCGUCUGAUAGCAGUACGUUAUCACCAACAAGUAGUGUUGGUAGCACUCCUGGCAGUGCCUGUGCUGCGGGUGCUGGGUCGAGCUCGAGUUUCGAAGUUAGCACAGUUGGCAAUGGUAAUGGAGGUGGUGGCAGUAGCAUUGGGGAACCAGGAGUGAGCAGUAGCAACGGAGGUGCCACCUCUAGCUCGUGCAACACCAAUGCAGCAGUUCCAACUCCAAGGUGUCCACGGGUCACGAAUUCGUGUAGGCCACACGAAAAAAUUUGGCUAGUGGUUUUUGGACAUGGAGCAGAUGCAGCAAAUACAGAAGUAGAUCAUGAGGGAGAGCAAACUACUUGUUCUACUAGGAGAAUGUUCCAAUUCCUGAAGCCUUGGCUCGAAAGAACUCCUAGCCCUUCGUUUCGAGGGAUGCUCGUACGAGGAUGCUGUCUUCAACGGUAUUUGAGUUCGUUGCAGUCCUCGAAGAAAACGAAAGCAUUUAAGGCGGAGGACGAGAACAAAAUGAAAAGUAAGAAAAGCAGCAAAGCCAAAGUUCCUCUGCUUUUGAGAAGAAUUUUUUUGCAGUCUUCUUCCACCGGAUUAUAGAGUGGAGCAGUUCUGCUUGGCGUCUUUGACCAGUGAAGAGUUUCAUUUUCAAUUUACGAGAGAGCAACACAGUCAUACUUAUUUUUACAGGGUAUUAGUGGUUACUAACACAACUUCAUAUAAUUCAUCUCCCUGCGAAAAGUGCUACAUCCAUGACCUGCAUGGUUUUUGACUCAGCGAGUAGAGAAUAGAUUACCAGCAACUGCAGCGCCACCACGAAGAGAUCAGAGCCUUCUCGUGAGCAACGACCUGGUAGAUGGUUUUUCACUCACCGUCACUGGGCAUCUUGAACUAGAUCCUGUUUCUGUAGUAUGAUCUGACUUCAGAUCCACCUUAUCCUAGAUUGUUGGAUCACG